Messenger RNA from Colletotrichum fioriniae, 960 nucleotides. RefSeq lists its product as uncharacterized. Lineage: Eukaryota; Fungi; Ascomycota; Sordariomycetes; Glomerellales; Glomerellaceae. Gene Ontology annotation, molecular function: transmembrane transporter activity. Gene Ontology annotation, cellular component: membrane. The record is from RefSeq and is a predicted model, not a curated record.
AUGCUCGCCACGGCAUUCUCAGGGCUGAUCGCCGCGGGAAUUACCUCUAGUAUGGAAGGCAAGGCAGGCAGACCUUCAUGGGAAUGGCUUUUUAUCAUUGAAGGCGCCAUGACUGUAGUCAUUGCUCUUCUCCUCCUGCCGUUGCUCACAGACUACCCACUACAAAGCAAGCAUCUCUUCAUAUCACGAGAGCAUCAGCUCUACGCUGAGUGGAGAAUCCGCAAAGAGAAUGCAGGAAUUGUCGACGAAGACCCAGAGUCGAUCUUCUGGGGACUCAAACAAGCCUUGAUCGAUCCCAAACUGUAUCUUUUCAUUGUGCAGCAAAUGGCGUUGAUCACGGCGCAAAGUUUCAACAACUUCUUUCCCUCGAUCGUGGGAACUCUCGGCUACGGCCAGACAACGACUCUUCUCUUGACAUCCCCGCCAUACUUUUUCGCCUUCAUUGUGUCGCUGUGUGUAUCUUUCCACGCGUCACAUAAAGACGAACGUGGCUAUCACAUCGCUGUCCCCAUGGUCUUUGCUCUCCUUGGGAAUCUUCUAGCCAUGUUCGUACCAUCUCUUGGUGGAAGAUACUUCUCCAUGUUCCUCAUGACCUCCGGUUCCUACGCGCCCUACAACCUUUGCGUUAGCUGGCUCAGCUCUUCUCUUCCACGGCCUAGAGCGAAACGUGCUGCUGCUUUAGCCAUUGUCAACUUUAUGGCUGCUGGGGUGGCGCACUUUUACACAAGUUAUAUGUUCCCUGACAGUCAGAAGCCACGGUACUACGCCGGUGGCGCGGUCAUGUCUGGUGCGUGUUUGGUAUGUGGCGGUGUAGCGUUGUCGAUCAAGUUCUACCUCAAGAAACAGAAUCAGAGAUUCGAGGAAGAGGAGCGCUUGGGUGUCACAAGCCAUACUCAUAUUAAAGGAUCAAAAGCUGGGCAUGGUGGCGAAGGAGUUGUUUCCUUUCGAUACGUGCAUUAG